Molecule: messenger RNA, 3534 nt
Organism: Ictalurus furcatus (blue catfish)
Lineage: Eukaryota; Metazoa; Chordata; Actinopteri; Siluriformes; Ictaluridae
Product: protein FAM177A1-like
Exons: 5
Coding region: 1163-1864 (233 amino acids)
Source: RefSeq, a predicted model, not a curated record
GCACUCUCAGUGCAGGUCCCCAGUUAAAAUGGGAUAAAAACCUGUGCUAAAUCAAUAUAGAAGGACCAAAGAUCUGCUGUGAUGACCCCUAAUGGGAGCAGCUGAAAAAACAACAACAACAUGUGAUCGUGAGAGGCACCAUAUGCACAUCCCCAUGAAUACACCGCACCUUCACCUUCCAACACCUCUCUAAAACCUCAUCUUGAAUCAGGCAUUGGUGUGUUAUGGCCCUGAUCCACCAAGGCCUGAUGCAUAUCCCCUUGAGUACUAACUGGCACUCUGUAGGUCAGCUCCGGUUUGGGGGACGGCAAUAGAAUCGCAGAGAUCCCGAGCACACGACUCACAUCCAUCCUCAGGCACUAUGCAUUUUGAGACUAUAAUGAAACCCACAAGUGCCGAUGCUCCAGAUAUUCACGUAGCCUAAAGAAGACCGGUUUGUGCUAACAUAAUAGCACAAGGGCCUUCUAAUGAUGAAUUAGCCUGUUAACAUGAAAAUUUAAGAUUAUCUAACACAAUGUGCCAUUGGAACACAGGAGUGAUGGUUGCUGAAAAUGUGCCUUUAUAUGUCUGUGUAGAUAUUCCAUUAAAUUCAGCUGUUAAUAGUCAUUUACAGCAUUAACAAUGUCUAGACUGUAUUUCUGAUCAGUCUAAUGUUAUUUUAAUUGGAAAAAAUAACGAUGCUGUACGAUGCAGCGGCCACUAGGGGAGCCCAAGACCACGUUUCUACUGAAACCACAGAACCUAACAAAACACUGGAGCAUAUUUCAUAUCAAUGUUUCUUCUCUGCCUCCCUUUUUCUUUUUCCUUUUUUUAUGUCCCACUUUUCUUUCUUUCAUAACACCCUUUUUUAGUUUUGCUAUUGAUGCUUUAUUUAUUUCUUUUUUUCCCUUAUUUCUUUAUUGUUAGACCUACUUAAAAUGUUUUAUAUUCUAGUUCUGUUAAUUUCAUGUGUAGCUAAGCAUGUGCUACUAUCAUGCAAAAAAACACAAAAAACAAAAACAACACUUUUUAAGAUAAAUUGGACUCACUGUGCACACAAGGGGACUUUUAUUGUAAAAUUCCGCCUGAUUUCAACCCCGGAAGUCGCCCAAACGCCGCAGAUGUCUCUCCUAUUAUAAAUUUAUUAUCAGAGGCUCAAAAGGAGAAAAUCUUGCUGUUAGAAAUGUCGCUUUAUCUCACUAACAUCAGCAACAGUGUCACUGAGAACAUGGCCGAGGAAAAGAGUGUGAAGAAAGAGUUUGAGUGUGUGCAACUGGGAGAUCUGCAGCAGAAAGACGAGUGCAGAGAGAAAGCUCCACGCAGAGUCAUUCACUUCUCCAACGGAGAGACAAUGGAGGAAUACAGCACCGAGGACGAGGAAGACCACACGCACACGCAGCCUGACAAAAAUGACCUUUUGUCUUCAGUAGAUGCGUCGAAGCUGACAUGGGGUCCAUACGUCUGGUUUCAGAUGUGGAGAGCAGCUACAAACACUGUGUCAGCGUGUGAUUAUGUGGGAGAGAGAAUGGCCUCGUUGUUCGGCAUCACAUCCGCCAAAUAUCAGUACGCCAUCGACGAGUACAACAGAACCAACAAACAGGAAAACGAAGCUACGGAUCCUCCUGACUCAGAGGAGGCAGAGUCACAUUUUGAGGAGAAACAAAAGGAGGAGAUCCAGGAGCAGAGCAUUGACGAGACUAACGUUGAUGACACCAAGAACCUCAAUGCUGUGACUCCUCCUGAACCCGUGAACCUCGACGCUGAGACUCCUCCUGAACCCGUGAACCUCGACGCUGAGACUCCUCCUGAACCCGUGAACCUUGACGCUGAGGCUCCUCCUGAACCGGAGAACCUCGAUGUUCCUGUUACUGUACAGAGCAUUUAGCCACCUUCAGUUCCAGCACUGAGUUCUCCACCUGAGGUUCCACCUGCAGCACUAAACAAAUCUUAACUCGUUCCUCUUUUACACGUCUUUAAUAGCGUGUUUUACUUUGUUUUACCCUCAUCAUGGACCAAAUAUAAAGGUUUUAGUUGUUUUAGAGCAUAUUGCACUGAUGUACUGAAAUAUUGAUGUGCUGACUUAUUUAUAUUUAUAGUACAGUUAUUUAUUCAGUGGUCAACGUUUACUUUAAGAUCAAUUGUAAAACUUAUCAGAAAGCCUUAAUUUCCUGCAGUAAAGUUUCUACUUGUAUUUAUUAAAUUUUUAAUACUUAAUAUCUGUUAUAAUUAAGUAAAAAAUGUUUUAUAUUUUUCUAUUUAACACUGGAAUAAAUGUCUAUAUUGGGCACAAUUUGAACUUUUUUAUUUGUUUUAUUUAAUAUCAUUGCAGUGUGUGUUCUGUCACACUUUCAAAAUUAUUGGCACCCUUUUUAAAGAUGGGUUUAAAGUAAAAAAAAAAGUAAAAACAACUUUGUUGUUAAUUAGCUUAAUCUCACACUGAAAACAUGAGAAGUCUAACCUUUUAAUUAAAAUUAAUCUAACUUUAAUAUAUUUUUAGCAAAAAUCACAUGUCAAAAUUAUUGGCACCCCUAGAAAGUUUUUUUUAUUAUUAUUCUUUCCUCACUUCUUGGUUUGUUUUUGUAUUUUUCUUUCGUUCUUUAAGUUGUUCUUUCCUACUUUCUGUCUCUCCUUCCUCACUUCUUUCAUUCUACAGCCAUAGCCAUCGCACAUUCCUACUAGUUUGUACUGAGUGGAAUUUAUAAGAAUUCUUGUUUAUUUAUUUAUUUAUCUAUCUCAGAAAUGAUGCUAUGAAUCAGCUGUGUGGUGGUCAUGUGUGUAACUGGAAUGGAAGUGUGCUACUUCAGCUUUCCACCAGUUCUGCUUUUAUUCUGGCGUUCAGCAGAGUAAAGAGUUGUAGGUUGGAGGAUGGAGGUUGGUGGUGCUGCAGAGAGAGACGGCUCAUCUAUGCAGCCACGCCCAAAUGAGAACAAGGAUGUCCUUCAGACACGAUACAAUACGGCAUUGAGCUGGUGAUAAACCGUUUCAACUUGCAUCUCAUAUGAAAAAAAAAAAAAAUUUGAGCAGAUUGAUUGGAUUCAUUAUUAAACAAUUAUUAUACUGUUAAACUAUUGUUGGUUUACUUGCAUGAUCACAAUAUUAGAGAUUUUAUAUACAUAUAAAGGUUUAAUACAGCUGCAGAUUACAGGUUUAUAUUAAUGCACAUGUUCUAAUACGUUAUUGUUUCUAUAGCAACAGCUCCUUCACAUGGACGUGUACAGCAGACGCACCACAUAAUGGGUGUAACUGUUGAUAUAUUGAAAUUUCUAUAAGGAUAAAAUGUCUUUAUGUAACACUGAACACUUUACUUCCAUAUUUGAAUAAAAUCUAUUUACACAUACCAACUGUACACCUGUACCAACAUGAUGGAUCAGAGUUCUUCAAAUCCAGCCCUCGAGGUCCACUGUCCUGCAGAGUUUAACUCCAACCCUAAUCAAACACACCUGAACAACCUAACCAAGGUCUUCGGGAUUACUAGAAAAUUACUCUCGGGUGAGUUUGGAGGUUAUAGCUAAACUCUGCAGAUCUGAAGAACCCUGUGAUAGAUCAUGCUUCACU